AUGGCGCCGAUGCUCCAAGCCGACGCCGUCGACACCGACGCGUCAAUGUCGGAUGCGCCCGCUCCUCGCAAUCCUGAGAGAAAGCACCCGCAGCAGGUCGAUGAGACGCCCGACUACACCGAUUCCGAUACCAACCCCAACACCACAGCGAGCAGCGUAGCUGGCGAACCUAUUGGCGAUGGCAGAAAGCGUAGAUCAGAGGCUACAGCCCUGCGACGUAGUAUAUUUGGCAAGAAACACGACCGCCUGGGCGAGUCCAAGGAAGACGAUACAAUCCGGCGUUUCCGAUAUCUCCUCGGGCUUACUGACCUCUUUCGCCACUUCAUUGAAACGAACCCUAACCCCCAGAUUCGCGACAUCAUGGCCGAAAUCGAUAGACAAAAUGAGGAGGCCACGCAUGGAAAAAAGUCUGGCCCCAGACAGGGCGGCGCUACCAGUGAGAGAAGACGCCGCACAGAAGCUGAGGAAGAUGCAGAGCUUCUCAAGGACGAAAAGCAUGGUGGCUCAGCCGAGACUGUCUUCCGCGAGUCCCCCGGCUUUAUCCAGGGCCAAAUGCGCGACUACCAGGUCUCAGGCUUGAACUGGCUCAUCUCACUACACGAAAAUGGUAUUUCUGGUAUUUUGGCUGAUGAAAUGGGUCUUGGCAAGACCCUGCAGACAAUUGCUUUCCUCGGCUAUCUUCGCCACAUCGUCGACAUUACGGGCCCCCAUUUGGUUAUCGUGCCCAAGUCUACUCUUGACAACUGGAGGCGAGAAUUUGCCAGGUGGACACCAGAGGUCAAUGUUCUUGUUCUCCAAGGUGCCAAAGAAGAGCGUCACGACCUCAUCAAUGAUCGCCUAGUUGACGAAAAGUUUGACGUUUGCAUUACGAGUUACGAAAUGGUGCUGCGCGAAAAGUCGCAUCUCAAAAAGUUCGCCUGGGAAUACAUCAUUAUCGACGAGGCCCAUCGCAUCAAAAACGAAGAAUCAUCUCUGUCGCAAGUUAUUCGACUCUUCAACUCGCGAAACCGACUGCUGAUUACUGGCACACCCCUCCAAAACAACUUGCACGAGCUGUGGGCACUUCUCAACUUCCUUUUGCCUGAUGUGUUUGGAGAUUCCGAAGCCUUUGAUCAAUGGUUCUCCGGUGAAGACCGCGACCAAGACACAGUCGUUCAGCAGCUGCAUCGCGUGCUUCGUCCCUUCCUGCUCCGACGUGUCAAGAGUGAUGUCGAGAAGAGUCUCCUGCCCAAGCAAGAAAUCAACCUCUAUCUUGGCAUGUCCGACAUGCAGAUCAAGUGGUACCAAAAGAUCCUCGAAAAAGACAUCGACGCUGUCAACGGCGCCGGUGGCAAACGCGAAUCCAAGACGAGAUUGCUCAACAUCGUGAUGCAGCUGCGAAAGUGCUGCAACCACCCGUAUCUCUUCGAAGGUGCCGAACCGGGCCCUCCCUACACCACGGAUGAACACUUGGUGUACAACGCCGGCAAGAUGAAGGUCUUGGACAGACUCUUGAAGCGUCUUCAGGCCCAGGGAAGUCGAGUGCUCAUUUUUUCUCAGAUGAGUAGACUGCUGGAUAUCCUUGAAGAUUACUGUGUCUUCAGAGAGUACAAAUACUGCCGUAUUGAUGGUAGCACUGCGCAUGAGGACCGUAUUGCUGCCAUUGAUGAUUACAAUAGGCCCGGCUCCGAAAAGUUCGUCUUCUUGCUCACCACGCGAGCUGGUGGUCUUGGUAUUAACCUGACGUCUGCCGAUAUUGUUAUUCUGUACGAUAGUGAUUGGAACCCUCAAGCCGAUCUGCAAGCCAUGGAUCGUGCGCAUCGCAUCGGCCAGACAAAGCAAGUGGUCGUGUAUCGUUUUGUGACGGACAAUGCCAUCGAAGAAAAGGUUCUGGAAAGAGCAGCACAGAAGCUCCGCCUUGAUCAGCUCGUCAUUCAGCAAGGCCGGGCCCAGCAGGGUGCCAAGGCUGCCGCUAACAAAGAUGAGCUCCUGUCCAUGAUUCAACAUGGUGCAGAGACGGUCUUCCAAGCAAAGGCCUCAGCGGGCGGCAACGACGAUGACAUGAAGGAAGAUGAUAUAGAUGCUAUCCUGAACCAGGGCGCGUCUCGUACCAAGGAGCUCAACGCCAAGUACGAGAAGCUUGGUCUCGAUGACCUGCAGAAAUUUUCUUCAGAGUCUGCCUAUGAAUGGAACGGUGAAAACUUUGCCAACACCAAAAAAGAUAUUGGCAUGACCUGGAUCAAUCCUGCAAAGCGAGAGAGAAAGGAGCAGUCAUAUUCGAUGGACAAGUAUUUCCGACAGGCUAUGUACCCGAACCCGAAGAAUGACGGCAAGCCCAAGGCACCCAGGGCACCCCGACAGAUUCCAGUCCACGACUACCAAUUCUACCCGGCCAGACUCCAAGAGCUCCAAGAGCGCGAAACAGCCUACUAUCGCAAAGAAAUCGGCUACAAGGUCGUCCUAUCCGAUGGCGAGGAAGAGACACUCUCUGAUCGCGAGGCUGAGCGGGCAUUAGAUCAGCAAGAAAUCGACAAUGCCACACCUUUGAACGAGGAGGAGCGUGAGGAGAAGGAGGAGCUGUCAACACAAGGCUUUGGAAACUGGAGCAAGCGAGACUUCCAACAGUUCAUCAAUGGCUCUGGAAAAUUUGGUCGCAGCGACUACCAUGGAAUCGCUACCGAAAUCGGCAGCAAGACAGCCUCGGAAAUUAAAGAAUACGCCAAAGUUUUUUGGCAACGAUACACGGAAAUCGCCGACUACGGCAAGCACAUCAAGGUCAUUGAGGACGGCGAGGAGCGCACACGCCGCAUCGAGCAGCAGCGCAAGCUCCUGCGCAAGAAGAUGCAGCAAUACCGCGUACCGCUGCAGCAGCUCAAGAUCAACUAUUCCGUGUCGACGACCAACAAGAAGGUUUACACGGAAGAGGAGGACCGCUUCCUGCUGGUGCUGCUGGACAAGUACGGCAUCGACUCGGACGGGCUGUACGAGAAGAUGCGCGACGACAUUCGCGAGUCGCCGCUGUUCCGCUUCGACUGGUUUUUCCUCAGCCGCACGCCCGUGGAGCUGUCGCGCCGCUGCACGACCCUCAUCACGACCGUCGUCAAGGAAUUUGAGGACAGCGCCGGGCGUGGCACCAACGGCUCCAAUAACAAGGCCAAGCGCGAGCCGGAAGAGGAGAAUGACGAGGACAGCAUCCUAGGCAUGCCGGCCAAGAAGAAGUCUAAGAAUGGCGUCAAGAACAAGGCCCUCGACAAUGUCAAGUCCAAGUCGGGCAAGGGUAGCAAGGCGAGCUCUGCCGCGCCAUCCCGCGCGUCCAGCGUGGCGUCCAGCAACUCCAAUGCUGGUAAGAAGAAGAAAUCCAAGAAAUAG
Molecule: messenger RNA, 3348 nt
Organism: Cordyceps militaris CM01
Lineage: Eukaryota; Fungi; Ascomycota; Sordariomycetes; Hypocreales; Cordycipitaceae
Product: chromatin remodelling complex ATPase chain ISW1
Exons: 5
Coding region: 1-3348 (1115 amino acids)
Biological process (GO): regulation of transcription by RNA polymerase II; nucleosome organization
Cellular component (GO): chromatin; nucleus
Molecular function (GO): ATP-dependent chromatin remodeler activity; histone binding; DNA binding
Source: RefSeq, a predicted model, not a curated record